Papaver somniferum (opium poppy) is the source of this 1382-nucleotide messenger RNA. RefSeq lists its product as uncharacterized. Lineage: Eukaryota; Viridiplantae; Streptophyta; Magnoliopsida; Ranunculales; Papaveraceae. The transcript is spliced from 3 exons. The coding region runs from base 54 to 1229 and encodes 391 amino acids. The record is from RefSeq and is a predicted model, not a curated record.
GUGAAAAAGAAAAUUAUCGAGUAAGAGAGGUUUCUGAGUGAGAUCUACACACGAUGAGGAUCCGUAAACUCAUCGCUCAGAAAAAAAUCUCUGAACCUAAUUCAAAUGUUCUUACACCUUCUCCUCCUUUAACUCCAACGAAAACGAUAAUCCCAUCUUCUGCUGCUGCUGCUGAUGUCUCAACCAGUUCUGAGGAGGAGGAGCGCGUGAAUAAUUUUCAGGAAAAAGAAGUUGUUGUCUGUGAACUGAAUAUGUCUUUAUGGGAUGUGAUUCCAGUUAAAGAGCUUCGCUAUUACCUCCCAAAGAAGGUUUAUAAGGCUAAGAAGAAAGGAAAAUACGACGAUAAGAGAAUUAGAGAUGAAUCAGUUAAUGCAGACGGUGAUCGAAUAAGUAUUUUGGGAGAUGAUAUUGAACCCGAAGAUGAUGACGAAGAAAAAACUGAAUUGGUAGAGAAACAAUAUGCGACGGCGUAUAAAAGGAAAUUAUGGUUGAAAUCAUUGACGAAGAAGAAUAACGAGAAGAGGAAAAGAGAUUGCAAUGACGAUAUUGACAAUAAUGAAAAGGAGAAGAAGAAGAAGAAGAAGAAAGUAGUGUAUUGUUGCAAAACUGUUGGGGAAGGAUGGCAUUGUCGAUCGAAAGCACAAAUAGGAAGUCGAUUAUGUAAACAUCAUUUGAUUCAAAUGCAACGUAAUUCAGAUCAUCAGAGAGAUAAUAAUAAUCAGGAAAAGAAGAUUCAAAAAUUGGAAAAGAAAACAGCAAGAAGAGGUAGACCACCAAAAGAAUCGAGCACUAAUACUAUUCGUGGAAAAAGGAUUAAGGGGAAAUUAUCGGGGAAAAAAUCAUCGGAAUUUUAUUAUUAUUCAGGGUUUGGUCCGCUAUGGGGAAAGAAUAAACGAGGUAGACCACUCAAAGAAGUUAAGAAACAACAAGUUUCAGAAGAGGAAGAUGCAGAAGAGGGAGACGCAAAAGUGGAUGAAUGUGUAAAAUUAGAAGAAAAGCAAGAAAUUGUCAAUGAAGCCGUAAUUGAUCAUCAUCGAACAAGUCCUAAAAUGAAUAUCGUCAAAGAGGAAAAUGUUGAUGGAAAUGAUGAUAAUGGUUGUAUGUUUGUGGAUGACGACUUUGAUGACUCUGAGGACUCCGAUGAAGAUUGUAAUGGUGUUGAUGUCAAGAAAAGAUAUCGAAAACCCAUCAAAGCUCGAUCACUUGCAUCGUUGUUUUCGAAUACUUAGUUUCUUUUAGUUUCUGGUGGUUGUUUUUUGAUUUUUUUUAUGGUUGCGUAUUGUGAUUUUUUUUUACGUUGAAAAACAAUGGAAAAAUAAUGUAUUUUGGAAUGAAUUCUCAAGGGCCACAAAGUUAAUCUGAUGUGAUCAACGGUUGUGAUU